CAUUACAGUAGUAAUUAUAAGAUAUAUCAAUCAACGAUAGUCGAUAAAAAAAACGUGUUGACAGUCAUGCCGUACUUCUGUUUAGAAACUAAUGUUCCUGAUGAAAAAAUACCCGCCGAUCUACCAGCAAAAUUAUGUGAAGUAAUGGCAGAAUCUUCAGCAAAACCAUUGGAUGUUUGCUGUGCUUCAGUGACUGGAGGAGUCAAAAUGUCUUGGGGAGGCAAUAAUGAACCAGCUGCACUAGCUACAUUUGUUGGUCUCGCCGCCAUCGGGGUUAUAGGAGUAGAAGAGAACAAAAAACAUACUAAGGCAUUCACUGAUUACCUAACGAAAUCAAUUGGGAUAAGGGCAGACAGGAUAUAUAUUACUUUUAUUGACGCGAAGACAAGUGGGUUGGGUUCCAAAGGAACAACUUAUCAUGAAAUAUAUGGAUUUUAA
Molecule: messenger RNA, 438 nt
Organism: Phaedon cochleariae (mustard beetle)
Lineage: Eukaryota; Metazoa; Arthropoda; Insecta; Coleoptera; Chrysomelidae
Source: the annotation of a GenBank genome assembly